Messenger RNA from Phalaenopsis equestris, 1517 nucleotides. RefSeq names its product short-chain dehydrogenase TIC 32, chloroplastic-like. The record is from RefSeq and is a predicted model, not a curated record. The transcript is spliced from 7 exons. Bases 380 to 1378 code for a protein of 332 amino acids. Lineage: Eukaryota; Viridiplantae; Streptophyta; Magnoliopsida; Asparagales; Orchidaceae.
AAUACAAUACAGAAGGAUCUAUAUUUGUAUCAUUGAAUUUUUAAGCAUUUACGCAAUCAACAUUGUAAUUGUCAUGUUAAUUUAUAUGAUACUUUAAUGUAUAAAUUUAAAAAAUUCAAAUAAUGAUGCGAGCAGCCACAUUCUUUACGAAGCUGAAUCUUUCCUCCCUGCAGUCUGCGAGCAAAAAGGACAUUGUUAAUGGAGAUUAGCUUACUUGUCCCUUCUUCCAAUGCUCCCCGUCAAAACCUUUCUGCGUAAGUUUUCUCUCACCGUAAUUAUACUCUCCCUCUCUCUCUCUCUCCGGCUCCCGCUGUCUCUCGGCCUCCUCUAUAAAUGCAGCCGGCGCCUUUCUCGUUGAAAUACAGAUAAGACAAGCAAUAUGCAGGAGACGAUCAGGUACCUUCUAGGCUGGGCCGGAGCCAGCGGGUUCGGCUCCAAGUCGACGGCGGAGGAGGUCACCAAGACCUUGUCGGACCUCCACCCUAUCACCGCCAUCAUCACCGGAGCGACGUCGGGAAUUGGGGAGGAAACUGCGCGCGUCUUGGCUAUGCGCGGGGCGAGGUUGAUUCUGCCGGCGCGGAAUCUGAAGGCGGCAGUGGAGACUAAGGCUCGUAUCACCGGCGAAUUCCCGGAAUCAGAGAUAAUCGUGCUCCCCUUGGACCUCAGCUCGCUUUCCUCUGUCCGAUCGUUCGUUACCCGCUUCCUCUCUCUCCAGCUCCCCCUCAAUCUCCUCAUAAACAACGCGGGAAAAUUUUCUCACAACCAUUCUUUAUCGGAAGACGGAAUCGAGAUGACCUUCGCAACCAACUAUCUCGGCCAUUUCCUGCUCACGAAGCUCCUGAUCGAGAAAAUGGCUGAGACGGCGUCGUCUACGGGGAUCGAAGGCCGCAUUGUCAACGUCUCAUCAGGCAUUUACACCUGGUUUUCCGGCGAUGGUCUUCGUUAUCUCGAUCUCGUCACUCGGAAGAAGAUAGAGUACGACGCCACUCGCACCUACGCACUUUCCAAGCUCGCCAACGUGCUUCAUACCAUUGAACUUGCAGAGAAGCUUCAGGAAAAGGGCGCUUAUGUUACGGCAAACUGCGUUCAUCCCGGAAUCGUAAGAACUCGCCUUACCCGUGACCGAGAGGGAUUUCUCACAGAUCUAGCGUUUGCAAUGGCGUCUAAGCUUAUGAAGACGAUUCCUCAGGCUGCGGCGACGACGUGUUAUGUGGCGGUGCAUCCGGCGGUGGCCGGAGUGACCGGGAAGUAUUUUGUGGACUGCAACCAGAUUUCGCCUUCCGAGGAGGUGGUGAGCAGGAAGGAGGCGGCGCGGUUGUGGGCGGCGUCAGAGGAGAUGACGAUGGAGAAUAUUUUGAGUAGGGAUAAGGCGAUGUGAGUUAGAACAGGGAAUUUGUGAAGCCGGAAUUCUUACUUGUCCGGAUACUAUCAUGUACAGUUGUAAUGUACGGGAUGUUUGAUGUAUAAAUUUGAUACUUAAUAUAUUUUUGUUUUAAUGAUUUAAAAAUAAAUAUUAA